This is a messenger RNA of Wickerhamiella sorbophila, 1212 nucleotides long. RefSeq lists its product as uncharacterized. Lineage: Eukaryota; Fungi; Ascomycota; Dipodascomycetes; Dipodascales; Trichomonascaceae. Bases 1 to 1212 code for a protein of 403 amino acids. The record is from RefSeq and is a predicted model, not a curated record. Gene Ontology annotation, molecular function: protein binding. The transcript has a single exon. Gene Ontology annotation, cellular component: cytoplasm.
AUGAGCCUAGAGGCUCCGCUUUUGCAUACAAAGCCAAACAAGCAGCUAGAAUCCAAUGGGGUUGCUGGACUGACGGGCGCCCUGGGAUCGACCUUCCGAACUAAGCAGUUUCGUCGACCCCAGUACGCAGUGGUUCUAAUUCUCGCUCCUGUGAAUGAGUCGUUCGAAAAAAAGAGCCUGGUAGUGCCGUUUUAUCCGGAAGUCUUGAAAUUAGGCCGCCAGACGAAUAUAAAGACAAUGGCUAGUCCUGAGAAUGGCUUUUUCGACUCCAGAGUUUUAUCUCGCCAGCACGCAGAGCUCUGGGCUGAUAGAGCCACCGGGAAAGUUUGGCUCAAAGACUGCAAGAGUUCAAAUGGUACCUACCUUAACAAACAACGUCUCAGCGGAGAAAACACGGAGAGCGACCCCUUCGAAUUGAAAAAGAAUGACCUCCUGGAUCUCGGAAUAGAUAUUGCAUGUGACGAUAAAUCUUCGGUUGUCUACAAAAAGAUUUCUGCUCGAGUAGAACGCGUAUCCAUGAUGCCGCUACACGUUACGCCUACCACCACCUCAGCGGGCACAAAAGCCAACGCCACGUCCGCGCUCCCUUCAAGUUUUGGUUCCUCCUCCGCAGCAAACGGCGAAGCGGCUGGGCUUAAUGGAUCGUCUGGACCGGCACUGCCUCAACGCCCAUCAAUAUCAAGAUCUCCAUCUUUGGCAACCCUUAAAGCCUCUGAAGCCGACAACGAAUACGCAAACUCCAUCUUUGGGGCACCGAACGCUUCGCUCGAAACUAUAGCUUUAUUACACGCCCGGAACACAGUGGGUGGAAUGGUAGUCAAACCAGAUAUCGUUGCCAGUGUCGAGUUUGAAUUGGCUACCAAACGGCUGGUAUCCGAAAUAAACGCCGCCAAGGUCGACACGGCAAAGAUCAGCUCGGUCAAAUCGCUGCUCAAGGAUAUUCAGUCUCAUCAGGCGGCAGAAAAUCCCGAAGUAGCCAGCUUGAAAGAGCAGGUAAAGAAGUUGAGAUACGAAAAUGCUACGCUGCAGGCAGCUCUAGUCCGAUUCAAAACUCAGCACCCUCCCCAAGCCCACGUUCGAUCCCGAAAACCCAAAGAAAAACUCUUCAAGCCAUCGGAUGUUAAUAAUUUUGUCCUGCUUAUUGUUACAACUAUUCUCAUGGUGCUCACAGGGUUUUCGGUUAUGAUAUUUUUCAAUCCACCCACGGGCUGA